CCCCGAAGGGGAGCCACAGGUGACCCUGCCCGGGCCUGGAUCUUUCGCGCUGCGUUCGCCAGCAAGCUUUUUUUUUUUUUUGCAAACGGUUGCACCCGGCUUCAUUCAAGGGGAUGCAAAGGCAGAGACUCAGAGAAGUAGCGCUCCCUUGGACUUGCACGCCAUGCUGAGCCCGAGGACGGGGCUGCGGGGAGCGGCGGGCCCGUGACCUUGACCGUGACCAGCCGCUGCUCCUUACCUGGGUCCUCCCAGUCCAGCCGGGCGGCCGCCAGACACGCAGAGCCUGGGCGAGCCUCCAGCCGGUGCCGUGACGCGGUCCGUGUCAUUUGGAGACAAGGAAGAUCCUAUGGCUGUAGCUGGCUGUCCAGACUCCUUCUUGCACCAUCCUUACUACCAGGACCAGGCGGAGCAGACAUCCCCUCACCGGCCACAGGGUCUGGCAGGACCGGCCUUCCCGGCGCAGUCCGAGCGGCUCGCCAACCACCAAGAGGAUGACGUGGACCUGGAGGCCCUCGUGAAUGACAUGAGCCUGUCCCUGGAGAGUCUGUGCUCGGCGUGUGGCAUGCAGUCGGAGACGACGCCUCUUCUGCAGAACGGCCAGCACGCCCGUGGGCCGCCGCCGCCCUCCGCAGCCAGGUCCAACCAGCCGCAGCUGUCCCCGCGGCAGAAGGUGCAGCGUUCCCAGCCCGUGCACAUCCUCGCCGCCAGGCGCCUGCAGGAGGAGGACCAGCAGUUCAGGACCUCGUCCCUGCCCGCCAUCCCCAACCCCUUCCCCGAGCUCUGCGGCCCGGAGAGCCCCCCUGUGCUCGCGCCCGGCUCCUUACCUCCCCGCCAGGACGUCGCCAAGCAGGAUGUCAGAGUCUUCAGCGAGGACGGCACGAGCAGGGUGGUGGAGAUUCUCGCGGACACGACGGCCCGGGACCUGUGCCAGUGGCUGGUGUACCGAAGCCACUGCGUGGACGACAACAGCUGGGCUCUGGUGGAGUGCCACCCGCACCUGGGGUUAGAGCGGUGCUUGGAAGACCAUGAGCUGGUGGCGCAGGUGGAGGGCACCAUGGCAAGCGAAAGCAAAUUUUUAUUCCGGAAGAAUUACGCAAAAUACGAGUUCUUCAAGAACCCCACGAAUUUCUUCCCAGAGCAGAUGGUGACCUGGUGCCAGCAGUCAAACGGCAGUCAGAGCCAGCUCCUGCAGACUUUUCUGAACGCCAGCAGCUGCCCUGAAAUCCAGGGGUUUUUGCACGUGAGGGAGCUGGGGCGCAGGUCCUGGAAGAAGCUGUACGUUUGUUUGCGGAGGUCCGGCCUCUACCAUUCCACGAAGGGAGCGUCGAAGGAGCCCCGGCACCUGCAGCUGCUGGCCGACCUGGAGGACAGUGGCAUGUUCUCCCUGACUGCCGGCCGGAAGCAGUACGGUGCCCCGACGGACUUCGGCUUCUGCAUAAAGCCGAACAAAGUCAGGAGCGAGGCCAAGGAGCUGCGGUUGCUCUGCGCCGAGGACGAGCAGGGCAGGACGUGCUGGAUGACGGCGUUCAGGCUCCUCAAGUACGGGGUGCUCCUGUACGAGAACUACCGCGUCCCGCAGCAGAGGAAGCCCACGCUGUCCCCGUUCUCCACGCCGGUGCGCAGCGUCUCGGAGAACUCCCUCGUGGCCAUGGAUUUUUCUGGGCAGACGGGGAGAGUGAUCGAGAACCCGGCCGAGGCCCAGAGCGCAGCCCUGGAGGAAGGCCACGCCUGGAGGAAGCGAAGCACACGGCUGGGUGCCCUCGGUAGCCAGAGCCCCCUCCUCCCCUCCACCCUCAGCACAGUGAUCCACAGGACGCAGCACUGGUUCCACGGCAGGAUCUCCAGGGAGGAGUCACACAGGCUCAUUAAACAGCAGGGACUCGUGGACGGGCUUUUCCUCCUCCGUGACAGCCAGAGCAAUCCAAAGGCAUUUGUUCUCACACUGUGUCAUCAUCAGAAAAUCAAAAAUUUCCAGAUCUUGCCUUGUGAGGAGGACGGGAAGCUGUUCUUCAGCCUGGACGAGGGGAAGACCAGGUUCUCCGACCUGAUCCAGCUCGUGGACUUUUACCAGCUGAACAGAGGAGUCCUGCCUUGCAAGCUGAAACACCACUGCAUCCGAGUGGCCUUAUGACCUCAGAUUUCCUCUUGGCCGAAGGCGGGAGGAAGCUGACACUGGACCGGAGAGGUCUGCGCGUUGUUCCGGACACACGCCUGUCUGCGCUCCGGGGACUCGGAGCCAGAUCUGUUCGUUCGGUGCCGGCCGACCACGGCGGACGAGCUGGUUGGACUUGGCAAUGAGUUGCUGCUGCAGACCCGGCCGGGUCGCCUCCCUCCGCGCCAGCCUCCCCGGGGAGGGCGUGAGAGCGAGCGCAGAUUCGAGAAGCUGGAUCGACCGUCGUGGCCGGGCCUCGGAGGCGCGCGACACGGAGACAAGUGAUUGGACCUGAACUCUUGCCCUGGAAUAAUCUUGACGAUUAAAACUGAUAUGUUUACUUUUUUUGUAUUGAUCCCUUUUUUGCACUCCUUUGUUCUCAGUAUUGUAUUCGGCUCCCGGCAGGAGGGAGGCAGCGUGUCAGUGCGCGCAAGGUGCAAAGCCUGGCUGUUCCAGACGGGCAGACGCGGGAGGCCGACUGUGUUUGCAGGGGGUGGUGCCCGCUGUCUGCAGGCGACCGUAGGGGAUUCAGCUCCCAGAUAACAGAGCACCCCGGCCCUUCCCCGGAUACUUGAAAGCUUUUUUGAGAUAAAAGGUGUCCCCUGUGGUAGGCAUUUGGCAAGCUCUGUGUGCCUGGCCAGGCGGCACGCUCUGUCGACCCCUGUUCUGUGUGGCUGCCCCCCAACUCAUGCUGUCCACGUGGCAUGUCCUAUGCGGUGCAGGACACUGGUUUUCUUUGGAAAACUCGCUGUCCCACGACACGGCAGGGCCACACCUAUAGCCACAGCCUCCUUGAGACACAGCUGGUGCCCACCCACAGUGGAUGCUGGCCGUCUGGCCCACCUGCAGGCUUUCCAGGCUGCUCUUUGGUGGUGCCGGCCUUUCACGGCAGUCCUCCCUCCCUCGGGGGAUUAAAGGAUCUAAAAGGAAGUGGUACCCGCUCUGGUCUCCAGGGGGUUUCCAUGGUGACAGAGAUGGAAACACUGGAAAGGGCAGAUCGAUGCAGCCCUGUAUUGAAAAGGUCUUUGCUUGGCAGCCUCUGUCUUACUGAGACCUCCACGCGUCAGUGACUGGAGGAGGCGGGCGGCCCCUCCACUGGCCUGUGGUCAGAAGUCCCUCACGGCGGUGGUGGCCAUUGACAGGUUUUAUCAACAUGACACCAUCUCCUGCUCCAGGAGCUGGGUCAGAUGGCGGCUUGGCUUGUCCCCGUCCCCCCGCCCUGUCCCCUUAGCCGAGUUUUCCCAUGCGAGGGCACACAGACUACUUGGGGAAAGAGUCUCUCCUGGCCCCAGAUCACAGUCACCACACGAGACUGGCCGCUCCGGAUUGCGCCAGCCCGUGGACCGCCUGGACCCCACCCGCCAGCGCGCUGCCCGAGGGGCACAGGUGGUCCGGGACACAGUGGUGCAUCCCAGCUGUACGUGGUCCGGGAUACAGGGACGCUGCAUUUCAGUUGACAGGACACACUCCAGUUGUCUUCCAUGCAAUGUCUGCUUAUAGAAAUGAAGACUUUUUUUUUUUAGUAGGACAUGUUUUUUUUGUUUUUGAAGCCUGUCCAUCCUUCCCGCCGUUGACCGUUGGGUGAUUCUCAAGGCAGACCCGGCAGUCUGCUUCCCGCAAACGUCACUCCAGGGACUGACGCGCUCAUUCCUCUGUUAGGCAUUUUUCUCUUUACCGGUUGGAUGUAAAAGCUUUUAAAAAACAAAAAACAAAAAAACAAGAAACAAACACAUCUAGCAUUUCUUUUAUUUCUGUUUACAUGGACAAGUCUCCACCCAUGAGAUGACAGUCACUCCGUACCCCAUCAUUAAACGGCUAAUAUCUCCAAUAUUUCAUAUUUAUAAAUAACCCGUUUUAUUUAAAAAGGAGAACAAAAGCUUGACAGGUGCACGGUUCUGUGUGUGCUGGUCAGAUGUGGUCUCUGUACCUUCCUGACCUCAGUGAGCCGCCAGAGAGGGUGAGCCUCCCACAGCCCCAAGAGGCGGGCGUCCAGCCUGGCCGGCUGGGGGCCAAAGGACAUUCGACUUUUAUUUUUGUAUUUAAGUCACAUGAAUGUAAACGGGACAGCUCAGGGUCGUUUCGGAGCCUGCCGACUUCUUAAUCUCUGCCUGCAAUUUUCUUCCCUAAAUGGAACCUCCGUGUAGUUAAGCUGGAUGGAAUCCACAAGGGAAAAAAAUAAAAUAAAAUAAAAUAAAACAAAACACCAAAUGCUUUGGGUGUUAGUGUGAAAGAGGGGAGGUCUGUUACCUUCUGCGUUAGCGUUCCAGAACGUUCUUCUGUUUUCUAAACCUCGAAAACACUUGUGCCUCAGUGUAGACGUUUUGUCUUCUUUCUUCUGCACUUACUACCUGAUGGUUCGACCGGCGGGCGCACCUGGGCAGGGCGGGCCUGCUCCCCGAAGGCUGCGAUGUCGCCGUGACGCGUGAACAUUUUCAGGGGACGUGGAAGGUGUUCAUUUCAGAGACAAAAGCUUUGUUCCACGUGCUUUCUGUACAUACAGCUCCUGGGCUUGUGACCCUAAUUGUAAACGUUCAGGUAUUUUUGUAAAAAUAAGGGACUGAUGUUCUGUUUCUUGUAAUUAGAAAUAAACACGAACACAGUGUUGUCCAUCGUC
Messenger RNA from Camelus dromedarius (Arabian camel), 4766 nucleotides. RefSeq names its product growth factor receptor bound protein 10 (gene GRB10). Lineage: Eukaryota; Metazoa; Chordata; Mammalia; Artiodactyla; Camelidae. The record is from RefSeq and is a predicted model, not a curated record. Bases 347 to 2131 code for a protein of 594 amino acids. Gene Ontology annotation, biological process: negative regulation of Wnt signaling pathway; insulin receptor signaling pathway; negative regulation of insulin receptor signaling pathway. The transcript is spliced from 18 exons. Gene Ontology annotation, molecular function: insulin receptor binding.